AUGCUGAACUGCACGACCAAUAUCUUUGUGCAGCUCUUUGGCGAAGAUGGGUUAAGGCUUGAUCCGCCCGUCUGUGACGGCUACGAUGAUCUGCGCAUCUGCCAGAACAGAGCUGAUCCGCCUCCUCCCACUUCCACGGUAGCUGUCGAAAAUAUUAGCACAUUGGCGACGCCCACCGCUGAUGCAACUGCAGACCCCAUCGAUUGGGAAUCUUACGCAACCGUCGUCGCUGUGGGAGUAGUGGCGCUCGCUGUUGUUGUCAUUGGCGGGCUCGUCUUGUAUUUGAAGAGACUCUGGUGCUUCAAGCGGGUGGCGUUGCCGUUGCCGGACUACCACCCCGGAAGGACCAUCUUGCUCCAGGAGGGCACCAUUAGCGGAAGUUGGAUGGACCCCUUCCAUCGCACGAUUACUGCCAAACCCGUGAAACGAAAACCGGGGCGCGAGCUGCGUUUUGCAACGAAAGGCCACGUGGCGCUGCAGGCCGUUCAGAAGCAAUCGGCAUCCGAUAAAGCCCCUGAUGAUAUCGUUUGCGAGACCCCGAAUGACCCGCCGGCCGUCGCUCAGAACAUCUUAAAGCGCUUGGCCGAUGAUUACUGGGUUUGCACGGAUGCGAAGGGGACUGUGCCGAUGGCGAAAUUCGCGCCGGCGGAACUGCUGGUCUUAUUCGAGCGCGCGAGGGAGAUUUCGAUGAACCAUCGUGGCGUUGUCCGGAUUAAAGGCCCCGUUUGGAUUGUGGGCAAUUUGGAUGGCGAUUUUGUGACCGCCUGGCGCAUCUUCAAGGCCUACUCGACGAUGGCUGCCGAGGGAACCAAGAUGCUCUUCCUGGGCAACAUCGGCACCUCCUCUUUGGACAACAUGAUGUCUCUGGUGCUUGUUGCAGCCGCCAUGGUCGCCUACCCAGAAUCCGUAUUCUACCUUUGCGGCUCUUCCGAAUCGGCGAAAACUGAGGUAUUGAACGGCGAAUCGGAUCCGAACGCCGCCAUCAAUGCGCUGUUCGCCCAACUACCGCUGUUCGCCAGCAUCGACGGCCGCAUUCUGGCGAUGCACGGCGGGCUUUGCCCGGAGCUGAAGCGAAAACAUUUGGGCGCCCAUGGCUUCGAUCUGGCGGACGAGACGAUGAAAGAACUUCGCCUCGAAACGGUCACGAGCGAUCCGAAUUAUUUCGUGAAAGAAUACACGAAAAAGAAGAAUGCAGAUAGCGGAUACUUGUUUGGAGCCGUUGCUCUGGAAAAAGCUCGGCACGAGCUGCGCUUCGAUUUUAUGAUCCGUGGUCAUCAGGCGGCGACGAACGGCGUGAAGUUUUACGGCAACUGUCUGAUCUCUUUGCACUCGACAUACGCCCGGAUUGCCCCUCCGAAGCAAAAGACGAUCAAAGCUCCCAAGGCGAUGAGUGCCGUUCUGGAAUAUGACGGCUGCACCACGUUCAAAAUGAUCCACUUUGUCGAUCUGAAAGAGCACUAUGGGGUUCGGUGCAUUUUCGAGCAAGAAUUCGACUAUGCCAACGGCAAAGAUACGACCUUCGCUGAACGCAACGUCCUAGUCAACGAAACCGAGGAGCCCGACACGCAAACCAGUUCCAGUGAUGGCACGAAGACGAAGACGCCAACGGCUGACACUACCGAAACCCAGAAG
Molecule: messenger RNA, 1632 nt
Organism: Mesorhabditis spiculigera
Lineage: Eukaryota; Metazoa; Nematoda; Chromadorea; Rhabditida; Rhabditidae
Source: the annotation of a GenBank genome assembly